Onychostoma macrolepis is the source of this 2456-nucleotide messenger RNA. Its product is annotated as tripartite motif-containing protein 16-like. Bases 47 to 1678 code for a protein of 543 amino acids. The transcript is spliced from 6 exons. The record is from RefSeq and is a predicted model, not a curated record. Gene Ontology annotation, molecular function: zinc ion binding; protein binding. NCBI's taxonomy places the organism in Eukaryota, Metazoa, Chordata, Actinopteri, Cypriniformes, Cyprinidae.
UGCAGUGAGCUGUUCUGUGUUUGUGUCUCUGUAUUCAAGCAGUAAAAUGGCAGAAGCCAGAAUUACUCAGGCUGAGUUCUUGUGUCCAAUGUGUCAGGAUCUCCUGAAGGAUCCAGUGACCAUCCAGUGUGGACACAGUUACUGUGAGAGCUGUAUUACAGACUGCUGGGAUCAGGAGGAUCAGAUGAGAGUCUACAGCUGCCCUCAGUGCAGACAGACCUUCAGUCCAAGACCUGCUUUAGCUGAGAACACCAUGCUGGCUGAAGUGGUGGAGAAACUGAAGAAGACCAAACUUUCUGCUGACUGUGACGCUGGAGCUGGAGAUGUGCUGUGUGAUGUCUGUAUUGGAAGAAAAUACAAAGCUGUCAAGUCCUGUCUGAUGUGUCUGAACUCUUACUGUCAGAAUCACCUUGAGGAACAUGAGAGUUGGUUUAUAGGAAAGAGACAUAAUUUGACUGAUGCCACUGGACGACUGCAGGAGAUGAUCUGCCAGAAACAUGAGAAGCUCCUUGAGGUCUUCUGUCGCACUGACCAGAAAUGUAUAUGUGUGCUGUGUACGAUGGAUGAGCAUAAAAACCACGACACUGUAUCAGCUGCAGCACAGAAGACAGAGAAACAGAAGCAGCUGAAGGAGACGCAGAAGAUGUUCCAGCAGAGAAUCCAGCAGAGAGAGAAAGAUCUUAAGCGGCUGAGAGAAGCUGUGGAGUCUCAUAAGCCCUCUGCACAGACAGCAGUGGAGGACAGUGAGAGGAUCUUUACGGAGCUCAUUCGCUCAUCCAUUGAGAGAAGCUGCUCUGAGCUGAUACAGCUGAUCAGAGGUCAGGAAAAGGCUGCAGUGAGUCGAGCUGAAGGACGACUGGAGCGACUGGAGCAGGAGAUCAAUGAUCUGAGGAGGAGAGACGCUGAGCUGGAGCAGCUUUCACACACACAGGAUCACAUCCAGUUCCUGCAGAGUUUCCAGUCUCUCUCAGCACCUCCUGAAUCUACAGAUGGAAAUGACGAUCUCUUCAGUUCUCUCUUCUCUUUUGAUGAUCUGAGAGAAUCUGUCCAUCAGCUGAGAGACAAACUGGAGGAUUUCUGCAAAGAGGAGCUCAAGACGAUCUCAGACAGAGUCACAUUCACCAACAUUGUUCUGUGGAGCAGGAACGACUUUCUACAAUAUUCCCAUCAGCUCACUCUGGAUCUGAACACUGUGAAUGAACGCCUCCUUCUGUCUGAGAACAACAGAGUGAUUACUGUCACUGACACAGAGCAGUCGUAUCCUGAUCAUCCAGAAAGAUUUGAUUAUUAUUCUCAGGUGUUGUGUAGAGAGAGUGUGUGUAGACGCUGUUAUUGGGAGCUGGAGUGGAGUGAAUGUGUGUGUAUAUCAGUGUCAUAUAAGAGCAUCAGCAGGAAGGGACGGGGUGAUGAGCGUGUAUUUGGAUUUAAUGAUCAGUCCUGGAGUUUGUUCUGCUGUACCUCCAGUUACUCAUUCAGACACAAUAACAUACGGACUGAUCUCUCUGUGAAGCCCAUCAGCAGUAGAAUAGGAGUGUUUGUGGAUCACAGUGCAGGAACUCUGUCCUUCUACAGCGUCUCUGACACAAUGAGCCUCAUCCACACAGUCCAGACCACAUUCACUCAGCCACUCUAUGCUGGGUUUACUGUUUUUUCUGGAUCAUCAGCGAAACUGUGUUGAUGAAUCAGAAUAGAUUGAUGAGAGAUUCUACCCAUAAUGCUUUGAGCUGCAUGAUGAAACAGUAACAGUGAGAUGUUAUAGAGUCUCUUCUUUUCUCUACAUGACAUUAAUACUGCAUCUGAACUUCUAUCAGUGAAAUAAUGUUACCAUAUUCUAAGGUAUGUUAUUCCUGAUAACAACUAAAGUAAAACUAAUAACACAGACUCAUCUGGGUAACUCUCGUUUCAUACAAACGGAGCUGCUAAAAUGAUUUUGUACACUGUAAUGGAUUAUAAGAUAACUAACAAACUGGUAAGAUUUUAAAACCGUUUCAUCUUAAAUCAAUUUCUUUUAGUGGCAUAAUUAUUUAUGUGGUGAAAUGUUGUGUAAUAAGUGGUAUGACUGCACCGUAUCCUGUAAAUGUCCCUCUAGUUUGAACUUGCCGCUUGCUAGCAACUACUUUGUUCAUAGAAGCUUUGUGUUAAAAUAUUACAACUCAGAUCAGUGUUUCGUGUCUAAUUAUUUACUUUUGUGGUAAGCAGCCGUGUAAUAAGCAGGAUAAUGUACAUCCAGCCAGUUGUUAUCGCAGGCUUUAUUCUGUGAUAACAACGAGCUGGAUGUACAUUAUCCCAGUGGCGUUCCGUCCAUAUAAGCUGCGAAUGCUCCCAGUUCACGGGCUAAUUAAUAUAAACAUGAUUAUAAGUUGAUCCCUUGUUAUUUGAGAUGUAACUUAAAGCUUAAUAAAGUGCUGGGAAUAAGUAUGUAAAAUUAUUUAUUUACAAAAAAUAAAUAAAUAAAA